Seriola dumerili (greater amberjack) is the source of this 3325-nucleotide messenger RNA. RefSeq names its product beta,beta-carotene 9',10'-oxygenase-like. Gene Ontology annotation, biological process: retinal metabolic process; carotene catabolic process. The coding region runs from base 104 to 1774 and encodes 556 amino acids. The transcript is spliced from 12 exons. The record is from RefSeq and is a predicted model, not a curated record. Gene Ontology annotation, cellular component: mitochondrion. NCBI's taxonomy places the organism in Eukaryota, Metazoa, Chordata, Actinopteri, Carangiformes, Carangidae. Gene Ontology annotation, molecular function: beta-carotene 15,15'-dioxygenase activity; carotenoid dioxygenase activity.
UGCGGCUGGCUUGACCGUGUUUUACGAAGUGGAGGCUGGCCCUGCAGGAGCUGGACGCAGAUGUAGAUAGCAGGAGUUGUAUCCAUCCACGUUAGCCGCUGCCAUGUCUCCUGUGAAGAUCGAGAGUUCAGAUGAUAACAAGCCUGUUGACAAUGGCAAGGUCAAGGAAUGCAUCAACACACUACUGAAGGGGCUGGAGACAAUUGCUCCUUUGGUGUGCUCUGUAGAAGAGACCCCUGAGCCAAUCUCUACCGAAGUACAAGGUACCAUUCCCUCCUGGAUCAAUGGCAACCUCCUCCGCAACGGCCCGGGGAAGUUUGAGUUUGGAAACACCCACUACAACCACUGGUUCGAUGGGAUGGCUAUGCUACACCGGUUCAAGAUGGACAAAGGCCAGGUGACAUACAUGAGUCGGUUCCUGCACAGCGAUGCCUACAAGAAGAACAGUGAAAGGAACCGCAUUAUGAUGUCAGAAUUCGGUACCCUCGCCAUGCCCGACCCCUGCAAAAACUUCUUUCAACGCUUCCUUUCUCGCUUUGAGAUGAUGGAGCCCACGGACAAUGCAAGUGUGAGCUUUGUGAAAUACAAAGGUGACUAUUAUGUCAGCACAGAGACAAACUUCAUGCACAGAGUGAACCCAGAGAGUCUAGAAACAUUGGAAAAGGUGGACUGGAGCAAGUUCAUUGCUGUAAAUGGAGCCACUGCACACCCACACUACGACCCUGACGGUACCACCUACAAUAUGGGCAACUCCUAUGGAAGCAAAGGAGCCCUGUACAACAUCAUCAGAGUGCCUCCUGAGAGGACAGAUGCCAAAGAAACCCUACAGGGGGCCAAAAUACUCUGCUCAAUUGUGCCUGCAAACAAGUCCCAUCCCUCCUACUACCACAGCUUUGCCAUGUCUGAGAACUACGUGGUGUUCAUUGAGCAGCCGAUUAAGAUGGACCUGUUGAAGAUAGUGACAUGUAAGCUAAGGGGGAAGGCUUUGAGUGAGGGCAUCUACUGGGAUCCUAAGCAGGAAACUGUCUUCCAUCUUGUCGACAAGCACACAGGCGAGGUCAGCUCAGUGAAGUACCACACCAAAGCCAUCUCCACCUUCCACCAGAUCAACGCCUUCGAGGAGGAUGGAUUCUUGAUGCUUGACAUGUGCUGCUCAGAUGACGGCCAAGCCAUCAACAACUAUCUCAUCCAGAACUUACGCGAGUCAGGAGACGCAUUAGAUGAGGUGUACAACACCAUGUGCAGGGUUUUCCCCAGGCGCUUUGUUUUGCCCCUUAAUGUGACCAGUGAAACACCAAUAGACCAGGCCCUAAACACACGGCCCUCCAGCGAAGCGAAGUGUGUCAAAAUCAGCAAAGAUAAGGUGUUCUGCCAGCAUGAGGAUCUCCAUGGAGAUGACCUCCAUGAGUACGGCGGCCUGGAGUUCCCUCAGAUCAACUACGGCAGAUGUAACACACGACCGUAUCGUUAUUUCUACGGCUGUGGCUUCAGACACCUGGUGGGAGACUCUCUGCUCAAGAUGGAUCUUAAGGACAAGACCCUCAAGGUCUGGUACCAGAAGGGUUUCUACCCAUCAGAGCCUGUGUUCGUGCCGUCACCUGAUGCCGUGGAGGAAGAUGAUGGUGUCAUCCUCUCUGUGGUUCUCACCCCCUCACAGGAUAAAGGAACAUUCCUCCUGGUUUUGGAUGCCAAGACAUUUGAAGAGCUGGGAAGAGCCAACGUUCCUGUUAACAUACCUUAUGGCUUCCAUGGUACCUUUAAUGCCUCUGCAUAAAUCUAAUUCUGUUUCUGAUAUAUAACAUACAAAGAAUGCUAAAUGCAGUGUUAAUCGUACAUGCGUUAUUGUACUCUCGGCAUUCAACCUGUUAUAUUUAGGUUGAAGGAUGUUCCAACUCUCAGACCACCCAAGUGCCAAAUGAACAUUUUUACCUGUUGUGACAGCGUGACUGGUACUGUUUUCACCUUGUGAGCCUGUGUGCGUGUGUGUAUGUGUGUCAUCAUAGCAAAAUGUGGUCCAGACACUUACUGUAGAGGGAACUACCACUGAGCCAGUUUUGGAUACUUUGGCAGGUGUUUAUGUCUGUCUGUCUGUGGACAGAUUGUGUCACCACCAUAACUGCAACUGUGAAACAUACAGUUGGUACGAGUCGAGUACGAAGAUGGGUGUAGUCUGACUACUGAGUACUCAUGGGUCAGAACGUCAACAUGUUGACGGGCAUUGAAGCUGAUGUAAUCCCAUCACAAGAUGGUCUCUAGUCUUUUGUACUCUUUUUUUUCUUUAACAGUAUUUUUUAAAAGCCGGAUGUGUUUUAUACAAUCUGUUUGCCAUUAAACUUUUACUUCUGUGAACUGCCAAGUAUUUACAUGGUCCAUGCAUCCUUAAUACACAUCUCAGGUCAUGUUCAAAAAUAUGCUCAGAUAUUAAAACAGCUGUUUCAUAUGCUGAUAUGAUUUUAUAUAUAAAGUUUAUAAUUAAAAUAUAUCAAUGGAUAGCAAUAUGUUAUGUUUUGAAGUUCAGGAUAGCUUUGGAUGGUUUUCCAUGCUAUUUCUAACACUAAUUUAUAUCAAGUUUUAUAUUUAUAUUUUACACUUUUACAAGUGUAAAGCUAAAGUGAUCAGCCUCACCAUAAAUCUUAGCAAUUUUCUCAAUUAUCUAACUCCAGUCUUCCAAUCAACACAGAAAAAAAGGUCAUAAAAUCCAAUUUCACCCUAUUAGAUUUGUCUCACAAAAAUGGUCUGUAAAUUGUCAGUGCUCAGAGCAGAGCAAAUAAUUGUGUUUUCAUUAUGAAGGGUGUCACAGGUUAAGUGUUAAAACACAUGCAAGGAAUUGUUCUGUUUUACAACAUGGGUUUUCCCGCUGUAAGCCUAGAAAUGGGCUCUGGAGCAGAUCAUAAAUCAAUGUAAAUAUUAUUAACUUUUAAUGCUCUCAAUGGUCACAGAGAAAAAAACUGCCUGCCAAUAUAAUGUAAUGCACACAUGGAAACUUCAUAGGAACUUAAUUUGUCUCAUAUAAGAGUUUAUUAUUAAAAUCUCCACUAAGUAAUUGUAUUCUGAGGUUUUGAUUUUAAAUUUGAGUCCAGUGCUGCACUUGUUUUAUUUGACCCCAAGCCAACAAAAACAUGCUAAAGCACAUGCUAAGUGGCUGUGACUCAGGUUUUUUGUCUGCUGUAAGAAAUCCAGACAUUUUCCACCAGAGGGCAGCACAUGAUGCCAUUUACUGUGAGCACCUUCAGUCUAUAAUGAAUAUGCAGAGUCAGGACCUGAAGUCACUACCUGACCAGAAAUUGUUGAUAAAAAAAUUCCCUGAAUGAAAUAAAUGAAUGAA